Molecule: messenger RNA, 333 nt
Organism: Myxocyprinus asiaticus (Chinese sucker)
Lineage: Eukaryota; Metazoa; Chordata; Actinopteri; Cypriniformes; Catostomidae
Product: cathepsin G-like
Exons: 4
Coding region: 1-333 (110 amino acids)
Biological process (GO): proteolysis
Molecular function (GO): serine-type endopeptidase activity
Source: RefSeq, a predicted model, not a curated record
AUGACCAUCAUCUCUUUGAUCCUCCUGGCCACUUUGCUGCCAAACCUGGGCUUCACUGCUCAUAUAGUGUUUGACAAGGAAGAACAACCCCACUCCAGAUCUUACAUGGUUUCUCUUCAGUACUAUGGGUACCAUAUCUGCAGCGGAUUCCUAAUUUCUGAUGAGUUUGUUAUGACUGCUGAGCAUUGCAGUUAUGAGAUUCUGACAGUUGUGGUAGGUGCACAUGAUCUAACGAAUUGGAGGGAGAAUUCUGUCCAUAUCAGAGUGAGGUCCUACCACAAGCACCCAUACUUUCCUGAAGAUUCCACUAAAGAAAAGAGUCAAGCAAGAUGA